UCAAAUCCAAGUUGAUAGUUACUUUCCCCGCAUGAAAAGUCCGCAACCCUAUCCACUGCCUUCCCUCCUACCCCACCCGUGAAUUGCCUCCUUCCACAUUCUUCAUCAUUGCUGCUACUGCUAGCGUGACCACGUACUCCUCCUACAGUUCUUGUCCUUCACGACAAUUAACCAGUACAAAAUCCCCAUCCAACCUCUCCAUUUCGCCCAUCUUCGAUUCAUCAUCUAACUUCUCAUCACAAUGCCCACCCAAGAGCACCAUCCUCCGUCGCCGACGACCGACGCCGCCUACGACGAUGAAGCCUGGGUCUGGUCCCAAAUCAAGGCCGAAGCCCGCCGCGACGCCGAAUCCGAACCCGCCCUCGCCAGCUACCUCUACUCCACCAUUCUCUCCCACUCCUCCCUCCCUCGUUCUCUCUCUUUCCAUUUGGGCAACAAGCUCUCCUCCUCCACUCUCGUCUCCACCCUCCUCUACGACCUCUUCCUCAACUCCUUCUCCUCCGACAGCUCCCUCCGAUCCGCCGUCGUCGCCGACCUCCGCGCCGCCCGCUACCGCGACCCCUCCUGCACCUCUUUCUCCCACUGCCUCCUCAACUACAAGGGCUUUCUCGCCAUUCAGGCCCACCGAGUCGCGCACAAGCUCUGGGCCCAGUCGCGCCGGCCGCUCGCGCUCGCGCUCCAGUCGCGGAUCGCCGACGUGUUCGCCGUUGACGUGCAUCCGGCGGCGACGAUGGGGAAGGGAGUGCUGCUGGACCACGCGACGGGGGUGGUGAUCGGCGAGACGGCGGUGGUGGGGAACAAUGUUUCGAUUUUGCAUCAGGUGACGCUGGGGGGCACCGGGAAGACGGUCGGCGACCGGCAUCCGAAGAUCGGCGACGGGGUGUUGAUCGGGGCGGGGGCGACAGUGCUGGGGAAUGUGAAGAUCGGGGAGGGGGCGAAGAUCGGGGCGGGGUCGGUGGUGCUGAGCGAUGUGCCGCCUUGGACGACGGCGGUGGGGAGUCCGGCGAGGCUGGUGGGAGGGAAGGAGCGGCCGAAGGUGCACGAAGACGUGCCGGGAGAAUCGAUGGAUCACACUUCCUUCAUUUCGGAGUGGUCGGAUUACAUCAUCUGAGCAUCGCCGAUCGCCCUGACUCGAUUUCUAAUUUCUUGUAUUGAGUUGAAAUUUAGGGCACUCUGUCUUAUCUAUCAGGUGCAAGUCAUAAAUUUAGUCAUAUGGCAGCUCCAAAAAUCUCUGUUUUGUUUCUAAUAAAUAAUUAUGCUUUUGUAUUUGUUUUUA
Molecule: messenger RNA, 1276 nt
Organism: Malania oleifera
Lineage: Eukaryota; Viridiplantae; Streptophyta; Magnoliopsida; Santalales; Ximeniaceae
Product: serine acetyltransferase 5-like
Exons: 1
Coding region: 242-1111 (289 amino acids)
Cellular component (GO): cytosol; cytoplasm
Molecular function (GO): L-serine O-acetyltransferase activity
Source: RefSeq, a predicted model, not a curated record